This is a messenger RNA of Brugia pahangi, 1770 nucleotides long. The record is from the annotation of a GenBank genome assembly. Lineage: Eukaryota; Metazoa; Nematoda; Chromadorea; Rhabditida; Onchocercidae.
AUGAAUAUUCCAUCGAUAUCAUCAAUUCAUUCAUUUCGUUUAUAUCAUCUUUAUGCAGCUGCUGGUUCUGCUGCAUUUUUUGGUUUUAUAUUUGGUUUUGAAAGUGGAAUUAUAACUAAUGCUUCAUUCUACAUGCAACAUGAUGAAGCUAUGCAACCAAUUAAUCAAACAUUUCUUUAUAUUUUAAUGAUUAUUGCACCUGGAUCAGCAGCAAUAGCUUCUUUAUUAGCUGCACCAAUAAGCGAUCAUUUUGGUCGCAAAAAGGCUAUCAUAAGCGCAAUUGUAUGUGAUACAAUUGGCGCAUUAUUAUGUUCAUUGUCGCUAAAUAAACAAAUGCUUAUUGUUGGGCGAAUUAUAAUUGGUUUUGCGUUAGGUUUUGGAUCAAGUGUUGUACCGGUGUAUAUCAGUGAAAUAUCAUCACCUCAUUGUCGUGGUUUUCUUCUGACAUCAUUUCAAAUGUUUAUUACAUUUGGAUUAGCAUCAGCAAAUAUUGUUGCAGGUAUAUCAUCUCAUGUGGAAUGCAUUUAUGCUAAAUGGCGUUUAAUGCUUAGUUUCACAACUCUUCCAACUUUAAUUCAAUUUUUCGUCUUCUUAUUCAUGCCCGAAAGUCCACGAUGGUUAUGUGCUAAUGAUCAACAAGAUGAAGGCAUUCGAGUAACACAAUGGCUUCAUCGAAAUGAUGAAAAACUUCAACAGGAAGAAAUUGAUCGUUUAAAUAUUUAUAUUGGUUAUAAAGAAAGGCUUAAAGAAAUGUUAGGAGGUGGAUGGCGUGUAAUGCAUCUCACGCGUGACAUGCAUGCAUUGCAGCAAAUAUUACUUGGUUGCAUGUUGCAAAUAUUUCAACAAUUAUCAGCUAUAAAUGCUAUCAUUCAUCAUUCGUCAGCAAUCAUCAGAUCAGCUAGAGUGAAAGAAGUAAAAUCAAUUAUAUGGCUUUCAUGUGUUAUAUUAGUAAUAAAUUUCUUAAGUACUAUUAUUCCAAUGCUAAUCAUCGAACGUUUCGGAAGGCGGAAAGUAUUACUUACUUCAGUGGCAGGUGUAAUUUUUGCGCUUAUUUGCAUGGGAUUUUCAUUUGGAUAUGUUAGCCGUGAUUCCGUAAUUACUCAACCUCUGAAUGCAACUCUUGAAGAUGUCAUUCCGGAUUUUAUUCCGUAUUUCAAGCAUUGUGCUCAGUUUGAAAACUGUAAUUUAUGUACAAAAGACGAACACUGCGGUUUUUGUAUGCCUAAAAAUUUUCCAACUUAUGGCUAUUGUUUACCAAUUGAUCAAAAGGCAAGUGUAAUUGAAUCAAAAUCAUUGAUAGGUCCGUGCUCUUUUGUCAAUAAUUCAAUGAGGUAUGACUGGAUGGAUGACUAUUGCGCCACGGGUUAUGCCAUUUUACUUUUGGUUCCACUCGUAACGUUCAUCGUAUUCUUUGCUUGCGGUUAUGCACCAUCUUCAUGGAUUAUUAAUGCAGAAAUUUAUCCGAUGUGGGCACGAAGUAUUUGUGUUAGCAUUGCUGCAUUUUGCAAUUGGUUAUUUGAUAUUAUUGCUUCAACAUCUUUCACUUUACUGAUUAGAAAUAUUGGAAGAGAUUCAGCUUUCUUCAUUUGCGCAGCUCUUACAAUGGUUGCAUUCGUGUUCUUCUUCAUUUUCUUAUCCGAAACAAAAGGCACAAGUUUGGAGGAUUUAGAAAAAACGGCCAAACUUAACAAAAAACCUGCAACACUCGUAUCUUUUACAGUUUGUUCCAAUUCUUUAUUUCAGCCAACAACAUGCGAAGAAAUGCAUUAA